Molecule: messenger RNA, 486 nt
Organism: Penicillium waksmanii
Lineage: Eukaryota; Fungi; Ascomycota; Eurotiomycetes; Eurotiales; Aspergillaceae
Exons: 1
Coding region: 1-486 (161 amino acids)
Source: RefSeq, a predicted model, not a curated record
AUGCCCCCCUUCUUGGAGAUCUACUCAUACAAUCCACCCGAUGCACUCGCAUGUGUGGAGCAUCAGCGCCGUGAAAUCGCUCAUCGAAAGCGUCUUCACGCCAAACAACAUGAACAUGAUGAGCAGAAAUCUCUGCCCCCGUUGAUCCCAACAAUGCAAGCCCCUUUUUCAGAUGGUAUGUCUGGCUUCUGUUUCUUCUUCACGUCGAACAGCUACCUACAGGCGACGUUUGCGAAGGACGAGGGUGGAACAGGCCCCUGGUGGAUUUAUUUCGAUCGGAAUCUCCCAUCUGUAGUCAAGAAGCUGGAUAUUCUCAAACGCCUUCAAGAACCACCAACUGAUUUUGAAACUUUUGUGGAUGGCUAUGCUUUUGUCAACUCAGAUGUCCGCGAUAUAGAUGUCAAUAUUACGAAUAAUCAGACCGGGAUGAGUAUGGGCAAUCGAUUACGGACUCCACGAACCGCCCCCACCGGCAUCGCUCGAUGA